AUGAAUGCGGACACCUUUGAGAAGUGGUUUAAGUCCCAACUACUGCCCAACAUUCCAUCCUCUUCAGUCAUAGUGAUGGAUAAUGCAUCCUAUCACUCAAGGAAAGUGGAUAAGCCACCAACUACUGCAAACAAGAAAGCAGAGAUCCAAGAAUGGCUGGAGAAGAAGGGUGUUGCAGUGCCAGACGGUCUACUUAAGACUCAACUCCUGCAUCUUGUCACUCGCCACACUGCAGCCGCUGACACACAAUAUGUCAUUGAUAAGACUGCCUCAGAACAUGGGCAUAAGGUUGUACGCUUACCCCCAUACCACUGCAACUAUAACCCAAUAGAACUGAUUUGGGCACAGGUUAAAGGGUAUGUGGCAAAGAGAAACACCUUUAAGAUUGCAGACCUGAAGCCACUCGUCCAGGAGAGUCUCAACAGCAUCACGGCAGACAACUGGAAAAAUGCUGUGAGACACUCUGAGGGAUUACAAGUGAAUGAUGAGCAGAGAGAUAUGGUGAUUGACCAUUAUCUCGACUCGUUCACAACCACUCUCUCAUCUGAUGAAGAGUCGUCAUAA
This is a messenger RNA of Portunus trituberculatus (swimming crab), 564 nucleotides long. RefSeq lists its product as uncharacterized. The coding region runs from base 1 to 564 and encodes 187 amino acids. The record is from RefSeq and is a predicted model, not a curated record. Lineage: Eukaryota; Metazoa; Arthropoda; Malacostraca; Decapoda; Portunidae. Gene Ontology annotation, molecular function: nucleic acid binding. The transcript has a single exon.